AUGGAACCUGUUUUUUUCAGGCCGAUUGCCGUAUCAACAGUAGAUGGAUUCUUUGGUGGAUGUACUGCUCUUGAUGCUGUUCUUGCCAGCACAUUUGAUUGUUUGUACGACAUUAAAUGUCUUGAAACUUUUACUGAUUACUUUCCAAAUGUCACUCGAAUGAACUUAAAUUGGACUAAUUCUGUUUUAACUUCAAGUCGAAAAACUAUUUCAUUGAAUCAACUACUUGAAGAACUCUUAAUUGAAAAUCCAUCAAUACAUAUUAAUUAUCCAAAAUAUUUUAACGAAUGUGCUCCUUCGGACUGUCAAUAUACCACAACUAGUCAAACCAAGUUUUUAGAUGUAAUUACUCUGUUACUGAGUCUUUAUGGUGGUCUUACUAUUAUACUUCGUUUAAUUGCGCCUUUGUUAAUUAGUCUGUUAUUAAAAUGCAAGAGUUGCCCAGAAAACACUGAUUUCAAACUUGGUAUCUUUUUAUUUUAA
Molecule: messenger RNA, 483 nt
Organism: Adineta steineri
Lineage: Eukaryota; Metazoa; Rotifera; Eurotatoria; Adinetida; Adinetidae
Source: the annotation of a GenBank genome assembly